AUGAAGGACAUCUCUUCCAUUGAGACUUUGAACGUUCCAGAGGGUGUUACCGUCGCUCUCAAGGCAAGAACCAUCACCGUUGAGGGACCAAGAGGAAAAUUGACCAAGAAUGUUGGACACAUCCAAAUGGACAUUCAACUCGUCAAACGAGCCAACACCCAACAAGUAGUGUUCACCGUUUGGCACGGUGCCCGAAAACACGUUGCUUGUCUUCGAACAAUCAAAUCCUUGGUCGAGAACAUGUUCACCGGUGUAACCAAAGGAUUCCUUUACAAGAUGAGACUUGUUUACGCACAUUUCCCCAUCAACGCUAUCCCAGGUGACGGUGGUAAAACCAUCCAAAUCCGAAACUUCUUGGGUGAAAAAUACGUACGAGAUUGUGUCAUGCUUUCAGGUGUCGAGAUCUCUUUAUCCGAUGUCAAGGAUGAACUCAUCCUCCAAGGAAACGACAUUGAAAACGUAUCUCAAUCAGCAGCUUCUAUCACCGACAAAUGUAGAGUCAAGGACAAGGAUAUCCGAAAGUUCUUAGAUGGUAUCUAUAUCUCUGAACGAACUACCGUCCUCAAGGACGAGUAG
Molecule: messenger RNA, 576 nt
Organism: Kwoniella shivajii
Lineage: Eukaryota; Fungi; Basidiomycota; Tremellomycetes; Tremellales; Cryptococcaceae
Exons: 4
Coding region: 1-576 (191 amino acids)
Biological process (GO): cytoplasmic translation
Cellular component (GO): cytosolic large ribosomal subunit; ribosome
Molecular function (GO): structural constituent of ribosome; rRNA binding
Source: RefSeq, a predicted model, not a curated record